AAUUUUUGGCGCCAAAAUUUGAGAAUGUCAACAAUUACAAGGAAUCUGUUUUAUGGCGUUUCCAAUAAAACUGCUUUGAGAAAGAGAAAAUUGAUAGGGAAAUGCUUAGAUGAAAAAGUUAAAGACUUCGAACAUUAUAAAAUUCCAAAGGAUUACAAGCCAAGGAUAACAGGACCAGUUGUUGACUGGAAACUGUUUUACAGACAACAAAGUGCCUUUAAUUAUGCCAGAAACCAGUCUGAGGAAUUGCAUGUAUUUGCCUUUGAGAGUUCCAGUGUAGGGUUUGGAGACGGAAAACGUAUGUACCUCGUCUCCAGUUAUGAUGUCUUUUGGAAUUAUUACAAACAGUUGUCAAGUGAGAAAAAGUUGCAUUAUGAGAUUAUUCCUGAGGGUGCUGUAUGCAAGCUGUACUUUGAUUUGGAAUUUUCCAUUCCAGACAACCCCGACAACAAUGGGACAGAGAUGGUGGCCAUAUUUAUACAGUAUGUCUGUUUAUGGUUAGAGGAAGAAUUCAGUGUGAAAUGUUCAAGAAAAGAUGUACUGGAUUUGGAAGCAAGUACAGACAAAAAGUUCAGCAGACAUCUAAUCUUCCUUUUACCUGAUGUAGCUUUUCAGGACAAUGUCACCAUUGGCUGUUUUAUUCAUCAUAUAAUCGAGGAACUGAAUAAAUAUUGUGAAAGUUCAGACUUGCCCAAAGUGGAAAAUAGACUGUCUCUUGACUCAUGUACUUCUACUAAAAAGGACAGUGUAACUAAUGCAUGUCUUGGAAAUCAAAUCAAUUCUCCUAAAAACUGUGAGUCUGCUGUGGAGGAUGCUUCAUGUUGUGGAGACGAUGGUGUGUUGGACAAUGUCAGAAAGAAAUCACAGAUAUCAGACAGGGUGUUAGGACAUUUCACCAAGGAGCAGCUCUUAUCUUUGAUUGUCAGAAACAAACAUGGGGAAAAAACUUCAUUUUGUGAUAUGGGAGUGUACACCAAAAAUAGGAAUUUUCGCCUGUACCUGUCCAGGAAGUAUGGCAAGAACAACCCUCUUCUUGUGGCUGCAGAGAACGAGUUUGUUCCUCUAUCAUCGAUGAAUGAUAAAGCCAUCUUUAUGGACUCACUAAUAGCAAAUGUGAAAUUUUCACCCAGAAUGAAGAUAUUAAAGUCUAAUGACACACAUAGAAGAAGUCAAAGAUCAUUUUCCAAUAAAGGUGCAUCUAGUACAGCAUGUUUGGAGGGCUACAAAGCCUCUCCUUAUCCAGAAGUGGAUGCUUUCCUUUUAGAACAUGUACGAAAACUAGAGCCAAAUGGAGGGAUCCGUCAUUGGACUUAUUUCAGUCAGGGAGAACUUAUUGUUUAUGAAAUGGCCAACUACAGAUUUUGUCACAAUGUAGAAAGGAGUCACAAGAGCAACAAUGUGAUGUUCGUUGUGGACCUGAAGAAAAAAAUUUAUUACCAAAAAUGCCACGAUCCUGUCUGCAAGUCACAGGGGUUUAAAUCUUCAGACUUCCCAUUGCCAGAGUCUGUGUUCCCCUCCUUCUUGUGGGAAGAUGACCCUAUGUUUGAUGGAGAAGAUGAGGAUUUAUGUAGUGCUGCUGAAGACAUUGAGAAGACAUUGCCUUUGUGACACCCUGUACCAAGAGGAUUUAAGUAGUGCUACUGAAGACAUUGAGAAGACAUUGCCUUUGUGACACCCUGUACCAAGAGGAAUUAUGUAGUGUUCCUGUACCAAGAGGAUUUAGUGUGACACCCUGUACCAGGAGGAUUUAUGUAGUGCUCCUGUACCAAGAGGAUUUAGUGUGACACCCUGUACCAAGAGGAUUUAUGUAGUGCUGCUGAAGACAUUGAGAAGACAUUGCCUCUGUGACACCCUGUACCAAGAGGCAGUCACACACUGGAACAAGACUCUUAUGUCAAAGAUAUACUAGUAUCCAUGACAUCACUUGCAAAAUAUAUCCUACACUCCAAAUGUACAUGUAUAUCUUAGGUUAUUUUAUAUGAAAGAGGGAUUCAUAGCAUGAAAUCUUUUUGAACAAGGUUAACAGCAGUGCAAUUCUACAGAUGUUCUAAUUGAUUAAAAAAGGCAUUGUUUUGCUAUUUGUAUGCCUAAUUUGCAUACAAAACAACAUGUAGAAUGUCAUUUGUAUUGCUUUUAUACAACUGUUUUAGUCAGUUUUUGGACAGAAAGAAGCCAGUUAAAGAAAUGUUUAAGAAAUGUUUACAUUCUCAAAUGUACAAGAUGACCGCACAUCCCCCUUAAUCAAAGAGAUCAUUUAAAUGUCAAUUAAAACAGCAUAGUGACUUAAUGUGCAAGGUAAUUUGUUUUUUGAGCUUUAUAUAUAGUUAUAACUCGAAUAUUCCAAAAAUAAAGACUGUUCACUUAUACUGUUAAAAGGCCUCUGUUUCAGAUUGUACUUGGCAUCAAUAGCCUAUGUAAUGUAAAGUGAUCGAGGCUCUUUAUAAAGUUUAUAGGUAUCGUUGACACCCCUGCGAAUGUUGUUGUCAUUUGAAUUUAGACCACAUGGUUUUAUUGUGACACUAUCAGUUUUGCAGUAAAAAGUUGUAGUCUUUUUCCAAGAAUCUGGGUAUUUAUAGUCAAAUAAAAACUUUAGACGUUUAUUGAUUUCAAACUUUAUAUUUUCAUUAACAGGUGGAUAAAAUGAGUUCUGGAAAUAAAUGUGACCAAAAAAAUUUUUUUGGCAUACAU
Molecule: messenger RNA, 2688 nt
Organism: Magallana angulata
Lineage: Eukaryota; Metazoa; Mollusca; Bivalvia; Ostreida; Ostreidae
Product: DNA-directed primase/polymerase protein-like
Exons: 14
Coding region: 25-1608 (527 amino acids)
Biological process (GO): mitochondrial DNA replication; replication fork processing; error-prone translesion synthesis
Cellular component (GO): nucleus; mitochondrial matrix
Molecular function (GO): chromatin binding; DNA-directed DNA polymerase activity
Source: RefSeq, a predicted model, not a curated record